This is a messenger RNA of Myripristis murdjan (pinecone soldierfish), 2184 nucleotides long. It is a transcript of the gene acsbg1, whose product is annotated as acyl-CoA synthetase bubblegum family member 1. The transcript is spliced from 14 exons. Lineage: Eukaryota; Metazoa; Chordata; Actinopteri; Holocentriformes; Holocentridae. The record is from RefSeq and is a predicted model, not a curated record. Gene Ontology annotation, molecular function: long-chain fatty acid-CoA ligase activity. Gene Ontology annotation, cellular component: endoplasmic reticulum; membrane. The coding region runs from base 1 to 2100 and encodes 699 amino acids.
AUGGACUUCUCCAAUUAUGAGGAGGAGAAUGUUGACAAGAAUGCCAACAGUCUGCUGUCCUCAGCUCUGGGGUCUAUGGCCGACGGGCCGAAGGAUAGUGAAGAGCAGGCCUCUGUGGAGAAGAAAAACGUAGAGGAGGUGCUUGCCAGUGCAUGUCUUGCCCCAGCUCAGUCUCUGUGGACCACCGAUGCUGCUGGCUCAGUCAGACUGAGGAUAGAAGAAGCUUGCCCAGAGGAGCCUAUCACAGUUCACCAAAUGUUCAAAGCCUCUGUUGAUAAAUAUGGAAAGAUGUAUGCACUUGCCAGCAAGAAGAACAACAAAUGGGAGAAGAUAACUUUCUUAGAGUAUUAUCAAUCCAGCCGGAGAGCAGCCAGGAGCUUUUUAAAGCUUGGUUUAGAGCGCUUCCAUGGAGUGGCUAUACUAGGAUUCAAUUCAGCAGAAUGGUUCUUCUCUGCCAUCGGUGCCAUCAUUGCAGGAGGGAUAAUGACAGGGAUUUAUGCCACCAGCUCCCCGGAAGCCUGCCAGUAUGUGGCCAGUGACUCUAAAGCCAACAUUAUUGUGGUGGAAAACCAAAAGCAGCUGGAUAAGAUAUUGCAGAUACAUGACAGACUGCCCCAUUUGAAAGCCAUAGUGCAGUAUAGUGGCUGUCCCCAGCAGAAGCUAUCCAAUCUCUAUUCUUGGGCGGAGUUCAUGGAGCUGGGUCUGGAUGUUUCUGAGAAAGAACUGGAUGACAUCAUCAGCAGUCAGAGAGCCAACCAGUGUUGUGUUCUCAUUUACACAUCUGGCACCACAGGCACGUCAAAAGGAGUCAUGCUCAGCCAUGACAAUAUCACAUGGACUGCCCAUCAUGCUAGCAGGGUGGGGAACAUACUGCCUGCUGACACAAUGCAGGAGUCGCUGGUCAGCUACCUGCCUCUCAGCCACAUUGCCGCUCAAAUCUAUGAUCUCUGGACAGGAAUCCAGUCAGGGGGGCUGGUGUACUUUGCACAGCCAGACGCUUUAAAGGGAAGCUUGAUAAGAACACUGCAAGAGGUUCGCCCAUCAUCGCACAUGGGUGUCCCACGGGUAUGGGAGAAGAUGAUGGAGAAGAUAAAAGAGGGGAUAAGUCAGUGUGGAUAUGUGAAAAAGAAACUCGUGACCUGGGCAAUGUCUGUCAGCCUGGAAGUCAAUCAGAAGUACACACAAAGGAAUGCUGAGAAGCCGUUUCUAUUUUCGCUGGCGGACAGCCUUGUGUUGGAGAAGCUUCGUGCCGAGCUGGGCUUCUCUUGCUGUCAGAAGUUCUUCUCUGGAGCAGCGCCAAUUGGAAGUGAAACUGUACAAUUCUUCCUGGGCCUUAACAUCCGGCUGUAUGAGGCCUAUGGCAUGAGCGAGAGCACUGGACCUCACUUUAUGUCUGGCCCCAAAGCUUACAAACCACCAAGCUGCGGUAAGGUGCUGCCUGGCUGUCGAUACAAAAUGGCUGACGUGGACUCUGACGGGAUAGGAGAAAUUUGCUUUUGGGGACGCAACAUUUUCAUGGGCUUCCUCAAUAUGGAGGACAAGACGAGAGAAGCACUGGAUGAAGACUGGUGGCUGCGCUCAGGAGACUUGGGGAGGAUAGAUGAAGAGGGCUUCUUGUACAUCACGGGGAGAAUAAAAGAACUGAUCAUCACAGCAGGAGGAGAGAACAUCCCCCCGGUGCCCAUAGAGGAGGCUGUGAAGAAGGAGCUGCCCUUCAUCAGCAAUGCCAUGAUGAUAGGGGACAAAAGGAAGUUCUUGUCAAUACUUUUAACUCUUAAGUGUAAUAUCGAUAUGGAAACCAUGGCGCCUACAGAGGAGCUCAGUCUGGAGGCUGUGAAGUGCUGCCAGCAGCUGGGGAGCCAAGCAACCAAGGUGUCAGACAUCAUAGGAGGGAAAGACAAGGAGGUGUACCAGGCCAUCCAAGAGGGAAUCGACAGAGUCAACUCUGCAGCCACGUCUAAUGCCCAGCACAUACAGAAAUGGACCAUCCUGAGGAAGGACUUCUCCGUUUCUGGAGGAGAGCUAGGUCCCACAAUGAAGCUCCGUCGCCAUGUUGUCUUGGAGAAGUACCAAAAGGAAAUAGAGAGCCUCUACAAAUAAGUGUUGCAUCCUUAGUGAUCUUGCUGUGUAACUAUUGAUAUGAAAGUCAUGUAAGUCAAGUCUUAUCAUUAAUGGAGAUGCGUG